Kockovaella imperatae is the source of this 1968-nucleotide messenger RNA. Its product is annotated as fungal-specific transcription factor domain-domain-containing protein. Gene Ontology annotation, cellular component: nucleus. Gene Ontology annotation, molecular function: zinc ion binding; RNA polymerase II cis-regulatory region sequence-specific DNA binding; DNA-binding transcription factor activity, RNA polymerase II-specific. Gene Ontology annotation, biological process: positive regulation of transcription from RNA polymerase II promoter by galactose; DNA-templated transcription. The transcript has 5 exons. Bases 1 to 1968 code for a protein of 655 amino acids. Lineage: Eukaryota; Fungi; Basidiomycota; Tremellomycetes; Tremellales; Cuniculitremaceae. The record is from RefSeq and is a predicted model, not a curated record.
AUGCUGGAGCAGCGGAUCACCCAAUUUGAGUUCAUCUGGUCAACUGUAUUCCCCGAUGUGUCCUUGACGGAUCUCGAAGCUCUGGCUCACGAGAUUGGGACCGAGCUCGCGAUUUCCAGCUUGAAUCUGAGGCCCUCAACACCCUCGCGACUGGCCCAGCGAUCUGAUGCGAUCAAUGCCAUUCAAUCCCCCCGUGAUCCUCCGCGACCGGAUCUUACCUCCGCGAUCUAUGUUGAAGAUCCUCUGCCACCGACCAGACUCGGAUCGCCAUCCACAUUGCCUCUUAAAUCUGCGUAUGACUAUCAGGACCAUGUCUCGCCAGGUUCAGACUCUUACUCGUGGCAUGAGGGAGGCCCCGAACCCGCUAACCUUCUGGACGGCAUGGGAGGUGACUCUCGCCCUCUUCAUAAGGGCUCUUCAUUUUUGGGUUUGUCAUCGAGCGCGACGUUCCUCAGUGCCAUCGAAAGAUUGUCCAAUCCCAACAAGACACCUCUCGAACCGAACAGAGAUCUCUCGUCGUGGAAUCUAGCGGACGGCUUCUCUUCUCCUUACGACUCCCUCUCAUCUCAUAUCUCGCCUCGAGGGGAAACCAAGGUAGCGAGAGAAGGCACCAAAUUCCGGAUGCUGCAAUGGUCAGAAGUCGGUCCACUGGUGGAGAGCUAUUUCAGAUACUUUCAUCGACUGACGCCGAUCGUACAUGAACCAACAGCUCGAGCGCAGAUGCUGGGUGCCUUGUCCAUGUCGCCUGGAGCGGGACCAUCUGUGCUCUUCAACAUGAUUUUCGCUAUGGGGGAGCUUGAGAAGGCGGAGAAGGAGUCGGAUCCGAUCGGCUCCAAGUAUUACCUUCAAGCAAGACUCGCCUUACAGCAAUCUUUCUUGGAGGAGGGUAGUGUCGAACUCGUGCAAGGUCUGGCCAUUAUGGCCAUCUAUCUCCAGCAUACGAAUCGUCCCAACGCAGGAUAUCUGUGCCUGGGUUCGGCAAUUAGGAUGGCCAUAGCCUUGGGCCUGCACUUGCCCGCCAAAACACUUCAAAAGUCCACGUCUCUUCUGCGUUCAGAGAUCCGACUCCGCGUGUGGUGUUGUUUGGUUACACUGGAAGCUGGAUGUUCGAUCACCUUUGGUCGUCCGCAUGGUGUGGGUACAACAAUGAUAUCAAGCCGACAGAUGCCGGUUAAUUGCGAUGACGAGCGUCUCACUGUCAGCACUACGGAAAGACCUGAUGAUAAAGACGAGCCGACAGUCUAUUCCGCAUUGAUCGUGCAGGCUCAUCUCGCCAAUGUCACGUCUCAGAUAUAUUCUCGAAUAUUGCAUUCGGAGAAGGCCCCUACCAUUGAGCAGAUACAAUGGUGUGAUCGACUAAUAAUGAAUACCAUGGCUGAGGUCCCUGCCAACAUUAAAACGCCUCGAGUUGGUCCCAAUCAAUUGGCGCUUUUCGUGCAAGAAUGGCGGAUCAGGGAUCAGCGUGUCAUUUUGUACCGGCCGGUCCUCUUAGCCGCUGCAUGGGCAUCUUGGCAUUAUUCUUUCACGGAUCCAGCCGUAGCCAGUUGCGUCCAACUUUCACGGGAGCUGGCGAUGGCGAACAUGCACAGCACUGGAGAAUGCCUCCGCACGGCUCAGCUGCCUGUUCAGAGGGAAACGGAAUGGUAUGCUCUGUACUUUGGCUACCAAGCGGCUCUUACGGUCCUUCUGUCGUUGGUUUGGGAACCGAUGCACACUGAGGCGGUUUCCUGGAAGGCAGCGUUAAUGAAGGCGACUUCUUGGUUCCGAGAGCUUUCCGCUAUGCGACAACUCGGCCAAACAUAUGCGUCCCGCAUAGAGCAGCUCGUCUCGCGAGCGAUUGUUCAAAGUUAUCCCAAUAAGUCGCCUAUCGCCACUCAACCUGCAAAUUGGGCUGAUCUAUUUGAUACAUUCCAAGUCAAUUUUGAUCAUGACACUGCAUUGCGAGUACAGUCUGCUCUUCGGGACUGA